Molecule: messenger RNA, 1082 nt
Organism: Zootermopsis nevadensis
Lineage: Eukaryota; Metazoa; Arthropoda; Insecta; Blattodea; Termopsidae
Source: RefSeq, a predicted model, not a curated record
AUAUGGAAUUCAACUAGGUUGCUUGCGUUAUAAAGACCAUUCUUUUGACUACAACUUAUCGUUCAACAUUCAGCUUAUGGCUUAUACUUUGCAAGAUUGGAUAAUAUUUUGAUGAAAGCAAAAUAAGUGUUUUCAUAUCGUUACAUAAUACUCUACAAUAAGGAAAAAUAAUUAAGACGUAACAAAUUUGUAUAUCGACAAUGACGAGAAACAAUUAUACACGUGUUCAGAAUGUGACAGGUUUCCUAAAUUAGAUCCAAGUUAAGUUGUUGGCUGAGUAAACGUGCAUAAUACACGGUAUGUGUGUAUAUUAGAAAAUUCAAUAACCAGCAUUACCAACUGUUAAAUGAUAGUGGAGGGUCAAAUUCAAAAAUGUCCUAUCCCAUGCGCUCUCUACAUUUACGUGAAGAUGACAUUGAUGACAAACCUAACAUUCCUCCACUAGCAGGUCCUGAGAUUGAUGAUUUGGAUCCAACAGAUUCUGGAAUAGAUGAUGGCUUAUUGCCACCAGGAAGACCUGAUGGAAGGCGGGGAAGGAGACCCCCGUCUCACACUCCCUUAUUUCCUGGCAGUGGAGUCGACUAUCCAGCAGAACCUGGACUGGGGCCGACAGUGCCAAGGAAAGGGGUUGAUAUUAAUGUAUACCAGCAUAAGAAGACACUUGCGCAAGGUAUGAUGGAUCUGGCGCUACUCUCAGCCAAUGCCAAUCAGCUUCGAUAUGUCUUGGAGAGCAAAGGAUAUCACCCAUACUAUUACCCUAGUCUUGUCAUGAUAAGCAUGAGCCUUAUUUUACAGAUUGUUGUAGGUAUCGGACUCAUCAUCAAUGGCCGCUACAAUAUUAAACAAGAUGGAGACGUUUGGAAAGCCGACCGCAUCAAUAACUUCACAGUGAUUGGAAUAUUCCUUGUUACUAUCAUCAAUGUUUUCAUAUCAGCAUUUGGGGUUGCCGAUUCGACUUCAAGUGUGGAGCCGCUGAAUAUAAUUGAAAACUUUGAUGCUGAGAAUGCCACGGUUGAGAAUGUCACAAGUUCAUAAUCUGGAAAAUGGAAUGGAAUUAAAUUGUUACUACUUGAAUCUCAUAA